AUGGCGUUUGCAUCUCAAGCUCUAACCAAGUUCAUCGUCCUCUUAUCACUCAGCUGUUUCACCUGGCAAGCUCAUGAAGCUUCAGCCAACAACGACACCGAUCGGGUCGCGCUGCUGGAGUUCAAGAAAGGAAUCAGCCAUGACCCAGAUGGCGUUUUCAACUCAUGGAACGAUUCCCUCCAUUUCUGCAGCUGGCCUGGCGUCCUCUGCGGCAGGGGAAGUAACAGCAGAGUCACAUCCCUUUUCCUGCCAGAUCUUAAUCUGGCAGGUACUCUGCCUCCACACAUCGGCAACUUAAGCUUUCUUACUUCCAUCAGCCUCGCCAACAACCGCUUCUAUGGCCAAAUCCCAUCACAGAUAGGCAACUUGGUCAGGCUCCAGCAGCUAAACCUCUCAGAAAACACAUUCGAUGGCGCGAUUCCUGUCAAUUUGAGCCGCUGCUCGAAGCUCAAGAUCCUGUCGCUGCAGAUAAACAGGCUUAUAGGAACGAUACCUGACGAGCUGGGCUCUUUAGCAAAGCUCGAGUAUCUAAGAGUUGGGACCAACAAUCUGACGGGAAAGCUGCCACCUUCCCUGGGAAAUCUCUCGCAGCUCGCCAAUUUGGGUGCUGCGUUCAACAAUUUGGCGGGACGGAUUCCUGACAGCUUUGGGCAGCUUUCCAAGCUGAGGUCGCUUACCAUGGGGAUAAACCAACUCUCUGGUAAAAUUCCUCCCUCCAUUUACAACCUCUCAUCCCUGCAAAACAUGGUGUUUACUUACAACAACCUGGAAGGCAGCUUGCCUGAGAAUCUAGGCCACACAUUGACCAACAUUAACUACUUCGAAAUCUCGGGGAACAAUCUCGUGGGGACGAUCCCAGAAUCGUUCUGCAACGCUUCGAAGCUUGUGGACAUGAACAUGAAUAGCAACAAUUUUGUUGGCAGGAUUCCGAACUGCCUGGGGAAUUUUGGGGGUCUACUGUGGUUGGAUGUGGGCAACAACAGUCUCGGUCACAAUUCGACUGGUGACUUCGAUUUCGUGGCUUCGUUGGUGAACUGCAGCCAGCUUCGACGCGUGGGGAUAUCGAGGAACAACUUCGGGGGAUCAUUGCCGGACUCUGUGGGGAAUUUGUCAUCAACCCAGUUCAGUGAGUUGUUGGUUGGAGUCAACCAAAUCAGUGCUCUCCCCGACUCGCUGCAGAAUCUGAUGGGUUUGGCCUAUGUGGAUCUGUCCUUGAACAUGCUGAGUGGCACCAUUCCUUCAUAUUUUGGUAAGAUGCAGAAUGUUCAAGGACUCAUCUUACAUGGGAAUGACUUCUCGGGCGAAAUACCGGACUCGUUGGGGAACCUCAGUAGAUUGGUCGAGCUCGACUUGUCCACCAACAGGCUUGAAGGAACCCUUCCUGCAAGUCUAGGGAAUUGUCAGAGCUUGGCCUUCAUUCACGUUGCUGAGAAUGGACUCAGUGGAGAUAUACCUCCAGAGGUGAUGAGCUUGUCCUCGUUAACCACAUUGCUGAACCUGUCAGUUAAUUUGUUCAGUGGCAAGCUGCCUAAGGAAGUAGGGAAGUUGGUUAAUCUGAAUGCACUUGAUGUGUCCUACAAUAACCUGACAGGCGAAAUUCCUAGCUCGAUUGGGGAAUGCAGUAGCUUGGAGCAUCUUUUUAUGCAGGGAAAUUCCUUUGAAGGAACUAUUCCUGCACCAUUGGCAUCCAUGAAAACUCUCCAAGAACUGGAUCUUUCCCACAACAAGUUGACAGGAAAUAUCCCAGCAGAGCUGCAGAAUGUCAAGUUCUUCCAAUAUCUGAAUCUUUCGUUCAACGAUCUGGAAGGUGAAGUGCCAAGUGGAGGGAUAUUCUCGAAUGCCAGCGCCAUUUCGUUGAUGGGUAAUCCUCAGCUAUGCGGUGGUGUCAUUCAACUUCAGUUACCAAAGUGCUCAACUGCUAAACCAGCUGCUGCGGCUUCUGCUUCUGGGCGAGUUAAAUUGAGAGUCGAAAUUGCUUUGCCUGUGUCUGCAUUCAUUCUUCUCAUUUUCUUAGCAUUGGUCUUGAUCCACAAGUAUAAAACAUCGAGGAAGAAGCGAUCCAUCGAAGAUGCGAUUCCAGACCAAUUCAUGAGGGUCUCUUACGGAGACCUCCAUAAAGCAACAGAUGGCUUCUCCGCAGCCAACUUACUCGGUUCUGGCGGGUUUGGUACCGUCUACAAGGGGAAACUGGAGCAUAUGGAGAACCCAGUAGCCGUUAAGGUACUCGAUCUGAAGCACGAUCAAGCUGACAAGAGCUUAGCCGCGGAAUGCAACGCAUUGAGGAACAUUCGUCAUCGAAAUCUCGUAAAGGUGGUCUCCUUUUGCUCUAGCUUGGACCACAAGGGUAAGGAAUUCAAGGCAUUGGUGUUUGAGUACAUGGAGAACGGAAGCUUGGAGGAUUGGCUCUAUGGGACUACUUCAAUAACAUCUGAUAUAGUGAACCAAGCUACCAACAAUCUGAGCCUGAUUCAAAGAUUGAACAUUGCAAUAGAUGUGGCAUCAGCAAUGCACUAUCUGCACAAUCUCUGCGAGACGCCGAUCAUUCAUUGUGAUUUGAAGCCUAGUAACGUUCUGCUUGACCGUCACAUGGUGGGUCAUGUUAGUGACUUCGGUCAGGCAAGAUUUCUCUCUAACGGUGAGCCAUUUUCUCAUAGCACUGCAACUACAAGUGGUGUAAAGGGGACUAUCGGCUAUGCUGCUCCAGAAUAUGGGAUGGGCUCGAAUGUGUCAGCGCGAGGAGACGUGUACAGUUAUGGGAUUCUCGUCCUCGAAAUGUUUACGAGAAGGCGACCAACGGAUGAAAUGUUCAGAGAAGGUCUGAAUCUCCAUAGCUUAGCUAAGGCUGCUUCGCCUGGAAACCUUGGAUCCAUACUAGACCCGGUUCUUCUCUCUGAAGAGGUUGUACCAUAUGAUGAUGGUGGAAUAGGAAAGGGCAAAGUUACGAGGAAGAAAAGGAUAGGUGUUUUGCAGAUGGAGAGGGUGCAUGGUUGUUUGGUUUCAAUACUUGAAGUUGGAGUUGCUUGCUCCUCUGAGUCGCCCGGGCAACGAAUGAACAUGGCCGCUGCAGCUGCAAAACUGCAAUCAAUUAGAGACAUGCUGCGCAGGUGA
Linum tenue is the source of this 3108-nucleotide messenger RNA. The record is from the annotation of a GenBank genome assembly. NCBI's taxonomy places the organism in Eukaryota, Viridiplantae, Streptophyta, Magnoliopsida, Malpighiales, Linaceae.